This is a messenger RNA of Lepus europaeus (European hare), 1055 nucleotides long. Its product is annotated as TLR adapter interacting with SLC15A4 on the lysosome-like. NCBI's taxonomy places the organism in Eukaryota, Metazoa, Chordata, Mammalia, Lagomorpha, Leporidae. Gene Ontology annotation, biological process: regulation of toll-like receptor signaling pathway. The transcript has 2 exons. The coding region runs from base 86 to 991 and encodes 301 amino acids. The record is from RefSeq and is a predicted model, not a curated record.
CUCAGAAAUCCAAACCUUUAGGUAUCUUGACAUCUGGAAAAGGAAUAUACUACACUUUUCUUUUUAGAAAACUUAAUUUAAGAAGAUGCUUGGAGAAGCCUUCCUGAUUGAACUCCUAUAUAAAGAACAGAAAUAUACAAAUUUUUGCAAAUCAUUUACAUAUAAGAAGACCUCAAAUGAUGAAAAGGAAACUUGCAAAAGUAAACUUCUAGAUAUAGAAGACAAUACACUUUCCCAUGUGAAGAUGGAAAAUCAAGAAAAGAGUAUGAAAAAGUGUUUAACAGAACAAAGUAAUGAUACAAGUCAUGUGGAUGAGAUAACUACAACAAUGUGCAAAGGUACACCUCUUCCAGGAAAUGUGUCCAUUGCAUUACCCAUUCCAAAGAGAGAACAACAUGAUGAAGGACAACUGGAUUUAUAUCGAUCCUGGUCAUGUACAAGAAUUUGCCAGAAUUAUCCUGACCUACAGAUUGGAGGUGAUCAUGUGGGCAACAUGUAUGAUUCAGGCUGCUUUGUAGAACACACACAUGAUGAUGUUUUUAAUGGUCCCGUUUUGCUUUCAGUGGAUAUACCACUGGGUCAUUCACCUAUCACUGAGCCUUUAGAGAAACUACCAGCCUCAAAAUUAUUGAAUGGGGAUGAAAUACGAGAAAAAAGUAUCUUGUUUCACAAGCAGCCCCUCUCCAACUCUAUGCUUAACAGUUAUAUGGAAAAAAAGGUGGACGAACUCUACAAACAAUUUUUGGAAGAAAAUCUCACCAGGUGCCGCUCCAUAACCAAUCUUAUGGCUUCCAAUUUGCUAAUGAAUAAUGUGAAUCAGAUUAGCCUUCAGAUCUCUCAAGAACAGAACAUAGAAGCAUCAAAAGCUCGGGAAGCUCUCCUACAUUCUUUAGCACGAUGUAACCUCCGGAACACUUCUGAUAGAAACAGUUCUGAAUUCAGCACUCCUAACUUACAAAUAUCAAAUCAGACAAGUAGGGAACUUAUAUAACAUCUACAGUAGGGACCAACAGACCAAAAAUAUGUUUGAAGGAUUGACUGAAGGGACUGCAGUA